ACAUUCUCAUGUUUACAGCUGACAACAUGGAUCAGAGAAUGCAGAGUUUUAAUUUGAUCCGAAGUAACCAAGAGAAUCUACUCGUCUGGCUGAGUGACAACCCCUCACCACUGCUGCGCUGGCUCUAUGACAGGAAUGUCCUCGGUCAGUCCCUGUUCCACAGUCUGUUGGAGAAGACACCCAGCAACAGCAUCGUCGCCCUCUUGGAUCACAUCUGUCAUGAUGGCAAAAGGAGUGAUGUGUUUCUGCAGGUCCUUUGGGAUGUCCAGGAGUACUACUGUCCAGAGCUGGGCGCCUGGCUUCAGGACCAGUGUGGCCUGCCGGGAGUGAAGGCCUCAGAAGUGGUGGACGCUGGUCUCCCGGAGACUAAACCUGGAAAACUGAAGAAAAUGCUGUUCUUUAAGUUUCGACACAAGAAGUACACGCUCUCCAAGACGGCUCAAGGUCAAUCAUCAAUUAAAGGCGCCAGUUUGAAAUAUCCACAAUGGAGAGUACCCCUGUCAAUUCAUAAGAAGAGCCUGGUAAGAAGAACCGGGAACAUCGUCGACCACAUAGAAGACUCCAAGUCACGAACGCACAUCGAGAUCCGCUACACCGACCUCUUUGUGACAGACGACGACCCCAGCUUGGAGAUUGAACAGCAUGAGUACUUCUCCCUGGCAAACAGGCGGGCCAGGAUCUACAACCACCACAAGUGCCAAAGGAUCUCACCCAGUGAGCUUCUGUCUCCUCUGCCAGGGCAGGACUGGAUGCCAAAGAGGGUCAAAGUGAAGGGAAUCGCCGGCAUCGGGAAGAGCAUUGCCGUGCAGAGACUGAUCCACGACUGGGCUUUAGGGGUCUCCAUGAGAAACUUCACGUGCGUCUUUGAUUUUACCUUCCGCGAGCUCAGCCUAACCGAGGCCCCCGUGAGUUUGGCGCAGCUGAUCAUGUGGAAGUUUGAUCACCUGACUGAGAUCCUUCCUGAUCUUUUUCAAGAGCCCGCCUACCUUCUCUUCCUGUUGGAUGGACUGGAUGAGUUCAAAUACAAGCUGAACUUUAACGUUCCAGAAAGGCCCGUGGAUGUCCAUACAGAAUUACCCGUGGGGGAUCUGGUGAGCUAUCUGUUCAAGGGGAGCUUGCUACCGGAAUCUUCCGUGAUCAUCACCACACGCCCCUCGACGGAAAUCCCCCGGAAAUAUUGUCACCGUUGUUCGAUCAUCCUUGGGUUUGAGCAGAAGCAGGUCGAGGACUACUGCUUCAAGUACUACCAGGACCCGGAGCUGAGUAAGGCCGUCUACUGCUACAUAGCGAACAACGACACCCUCUUCGGCUUGUCCUUCAUUCCUCUUUAUUGCUACAUCAUCUGUACAGCACUUAGUGAAUUCUUUACCCGAUGCCCUAAAGACACUAAUAUCGACCUUAGAGUCCCAAAGACGGUCAGUGAGGUCUACCUCUGCUACCUGUACACGGUCAUUAGGCAUCAUGUGCUCAGAGGCGAAGAGUGUGUCAGCAGCUCAAAGGACGUGGUCUUCUCGGCAGUCAAAAGGGAUUUACUUCAGCUCAGCAAAUUUGCCUACCAAAGUCUCAUGAGCAACAAGAUUCUCUUUGAAAAGGCCGACUUUGAGUCAUUCGGCAUGCCCCUCCAGGACCUCCCAACCUCCUUCUUCAGCCAGAUUCUGAUCCAGGUGAAGGAAGAGCAGGUUCAGAUGUUCGCAUUCUUCCACAUGACCAUCCAGGAGCACCUUGCUGCUCUCUAUGGCGCGACGGAGGUGGGCGAGGAUGACCUCGUCGAGGCGCUCGACCUCUGGUGUGGCGGCGCUUAUCUGGAAGACCCUUGUAGCAGUGAAUUUCUACAGACGUCAAAGGAGCUGCUGGACGUGAGCAAGCUGGAAAGCUUGCAGAUGUUCACCAGGUUUUUUUCUGGUCUCCUAGCAGCCAGAUUGGGAGGGCAGCUGGGAGGUCUGGCGGCACCCCUGGGCAAUGAAGUCAUGGUGGAGCUUGGCAUGUGGUUCGGCAGGCAGUUCCAGAAGAAGCUGUCCAACCAGCAGGUGCUGAACCUUCUGCACUGUCUGAUGGAGCUCCACCAGGAGAGCGUGGUGAAAAUGGUGGCCCCCCACAUCAAGAAACUUCACCUCUUCAAAAUGACUCUGAAUGUGGUGGACUGCACGGCCCUCUGCUACGUGAUCCGUCACGCAUGCCACGACCUGGAGGAGCUGAACCUGGGGUACUCCAACAUCGGUCAUGAAGGACUCAAGAGGCUGCAGCCCAUUCUGCACAAGUGUGAAUUGCUCUUUCUCCGCUACAACUGCCUGGACAAGGAAGCAGCGGCUUUGGAGUCCCUCAUACUCAAAUCACCCUCCUGUCACGUAAGGAAGCUUUACAUGUGCGGAAAUAACAUUGGUUGUGAAGGCGUUUUGGAACUGUGGACGGCCCUGAAGGACAACAGCACAGUGGAAGAGCUUUAUCUGGACAUCACCGGCAUCACCGAGAGAGGAACUGAGAACAUCGUGGAGUGUCUGAGCAACAACAAGACGCUGAAGAGUCUGACGUAAGUCACCGGCCCUUUCCGCGACAUCUUGGACUUUCCACGCGCUCAUCUCUGCUGCACUCAAUUUAGCUCUUUGGCUGUGUUUCCUAUAAGUUUAGUAAAAUGGAGACUUGUCACCUAAAGGAAAAGUGAAGGCGCAAGUGAUACAAUAGGGAAGUGACAAAAGUCCAAAAUGACGGCUCCGGCCCUCAGCUAGUUGCUUAUCGUGUGAAAGCUUCCCGACUUGUCUGCUAAGAUUUUGCUCACUUCUCGCACCACUUUCUUCCUUUUCUUGUAUCCUUUUGUCCCGUUCCUAGCCCCCCAAACCUAACCCAGAGAGUCUUGUUUUGUUUUUGAAUGUUAAUUACUUUGCCAUUUAUAAGCUCCGCCUUUUCAUUUCAUUCCAGUUGCAUUCAUUUCAAAUGCAGACCCCCUCACCUCAGUCUACAGCUGGCUGGCUCUCCAGUAUGUCACUGUGCCAUUUGUCCCUUGCGGUGCUCCUCCUCUCUUUCAUAAAUCUAAUCUUUUCAAAUCCGAUUUGAGUCCUUUUUCUAUCUGUUCCUAAAUCGGUUACGUUUAUGAUUUGGAGCCGCGCGUCAUGAAUGAGAACAGCAGGAUCACAAUCCAUGCGUUUCUUUGCCUGUACACGGAGCAGGUUUGGGGAUUUUUGCUGCCCAAAGUGCCUCGUCACCCCCUUUGCUUUGAGAGGAGU
This is a messenger RNA of Polypterus senegalus (gray bichir), 3218 nucleotides long. Its product is annotated as NACHT, LRR and PYD domains-containing protein 3-like. Bases 9 to 2531 code for a protein of 840 amino acids. The transcript has 6 exons. NCBI's taxonomy places the organism in Eukaryota, Metazoa, Chordata, Cladistia, Polypteriformes, Polypteridae. The record is from RefSeq and is a predicted model, not a curated record.